This is a messenger RNA of Knipowitschia caucasica, 357 nucleotides long. The record is from the annotation of a GenBank genome assembly. Lineage: Eukaryota; Metazoa; Chordata; Actinopteri; Gobiiformes; Gobiidae.
AUGUCAGAGACUCUGAUAUCUGGACAUACAUCAGAGGACCUGUUGACCGACUUUGAGACUUUGCUGAACGCUGGGACUAUAGAGCUGGCACAGGACCAUCAGAUUGUGAUCAUCACCAGCCCAGGUCAUGAGGGGCUACACCCUGCUGCUGCUCCAACCAGCACGGGAGAAAUCCUGCUUUUUGCAACACCUCAAGGACCUUCAAAUGUUGUUAUGCAAGACAAGAGACGUCCAACUCUGGGCAGACCACCGGUGAAAAGAAAGUUGGACCUGGACAGUGAUCAUCAGUAUGUGAGCACCACCAGGCCCUCCACGGCUCCCCCAUCCACUCCUGCCCCUCCCCGAGGUUUGUAUUAG